UUAAAGCGAUAUUCUAAUCGUAGGCAUACGUCUAAAAUUAAUCGUACAGGACAAAGACAGUUGCGAUGUGCUUUAAGUCCGUCGAAAGAAGAACUUUUCGAAAAUAGAUCAGAUCGUUGCACCCUGAUCAUUGUCUGUCGAACGGGUACCUCGUGAGUGUGUGCUUUAUACCAGUGCUUAGAGUUUGACCGUAAACGGUCAGAUAUAUAUUUUUCCAGCGAUUUCUUUGUUGAUAGGAUCCUGUAGGUAUUCCACGUUCUAUUAUUGUGAAGUGAAUAAACAGAAUUUACGAAAUUUGCGCGAAAAAAAUAAUGUGACUGAUGUAGGAAAACUGGGCCUGGGGGUUUAAGAAUGUUCGGCAGAUUUAUCAUAGUGAAAUCGUCUUUAAUACAACUCGGGAUAAUUUUAAUAGCCUGGCAGUGGUAUGUCAUAAAGCGGUGACUUAUUUGGUGUUAUAUCCUUUGUUUAGAUUGCUAUUCGGCACACUUUAUCCCGCUUAUGCUUCAUAUAAGGCUGUGAGAACGAAGAACGUCAGAGAAUAUGUAAAAUGGAUGAUGUACUGGAUAGUUUUUGCUCUAUUUACUUGCGCAGAAACGUUUACAGACGUUUUUUUAAGUUGGUUCCCAUUUUACUAUGAAAUUAAAAUAAUUCUAGUCAUUUGGCUUUUAUCUCCAGCAACUAAGGGAUCCAGUAUAUUAUAUAGAAAAUUUGUUCACCCCACCCUCAGCUCUCGGGAACAGGAAAUUGAUGAAUAUAUCAAUAAAGCCAAGGAGCAAAGUUACAAACAAGUUUUGGACAUCGGAUCAAAAGGGAUGUCCGCUAUUAUGCAAACUGCAAUUAAAGGCGGCGGAGGAUUAGUCAAUCAAUUAAGAAAAAGUUAUAGUCUAAGUGAUUUAAGUGAUCCUUCCCACGACGACGUUAACGACGAAGUUGACACCAUCACCGAACCACAUCUAACGAGACGCAGACGCAGCCCUCAUAGAUCUUCUUCUACUUCCGUAGUUUAUUUUUCUGAAGUAGACGUAAGACCAGAUCGGGUGGCGAGUAUACAAUCUGCUGAAGAUAUAUCUUCGUCGGGGUAUUCGAGCGGUGAAGGGUUACCACUAAAAAUUACUGCGCGAGAAGGUUUACCAAGAACCGGCUCGCUUACCAGAUCUCGAUCUACCAGAGUUACCAGAUCUACUGUUCCCAAAAAGAGUGGCGUCAGUGACGAAAGUGACGAGAACGAAGAAUUCGAUACCAACGUUGUUUUUCGUAAAGACUCCGAUUCAUCAAGUGAGAACGAAUUUUUGGACUGUUUAGAGGUUGUGCAUGACGAUUUAGAUGAUGGUCUAAAUAACCUUGAUACACCGAGUAAGGACCAACAGUUUUUAACUGCAUGCGAAGAAAACAAAGUUACCAAAUAUGAAUCAUGUAGAGAUAAUUAUAAUAUAUUGGACGAUAAAGUUUUAAAUAUAGAAAAUAAUCCUACUAUUUUAGAAAUUACUAAAGACGUAGAAAGUUUCUCUACAUUCCUUCAUAAUUUAAUCGAAACCAAAAACGAAACAGAAAUUAGGAAAGAAGAAAAAGUUAUUUUACCUGAUGUAAGAAGUGGUAAAUAUAACAAGAAACGCGCUCCUCUACCUCCUCCUUCCAAUUCCACUCUAGCGGAAGCUACAUCAGCAUCUUGUCAGUUGGAACCAACACGUUCAAUUAAAGCAACUCUAAUACUAAAACCAGGAGUCGUAAAAUCCUUUGGGUCGGAUGAAUCUAUCUGAAAGCGCUACAUUACCACGUACUAAGAAAACCAGCAAGAAGAAAACUCUCUAAUUUCCAAAAUGGACCACUUUUAAUAUGAUAUUAACAAUUUUUAAUAAUUUUAACCUGCGUAGCUACAUUGCUCUGCUUUCUUUUUUUUAUAAGAAAUCCUCCAGUGAUAUCUUUAAUGUUAAUUUUUUGAACUAUUUGUGAAAAACAUUUACUUCUAGAUUUUUUAUUAGUGUUUUUAGGGGUAAUAAGGACUGUUAAAUAUUCUAUAAUGGUUUUUGAUUCUUAUAUGAAAUUAUUAGAGGCUGUUUAAAUAUUAGCUAAAAUUAUAAAUGUAUCGAGUUGAGCAAAAUACGAGGUUUACAAAAACGUUGACCUCGCUAUUUAUUUUAGUUCUGCGGGAAUAAGAAGAAAAUAUAGAGUACCAAAGUACAACGGAUGACGGAUAUUUGGAUCGUUCAAAAAAAUAGUUCUUUGCGCCAAUCGACAUGAGCUUUUUUGGAACGGUUCUAAAAUUAUGCGGUAUCCAACGGGAACAAAUCUUUCAAACAGCCAAAUAUUGCAAUUUCAGUUUACGCACAAAACCGAUGUUUUCUGGCGCAACAGAUUUUGGACGACCUUCACGAAAUUCGUCCUGUAGCGAAGUGCGAUCACGAUGCAAUUCGGAAAACAGUCGAAAGUCAUAGAAAAUUAUCGCACGAAAAUGUUCGCUCAUAUAACGAGUAAAAAAUUACAAAGAACUCUACACGGCCACUAGUUUCAGCUCUAUUUAGACAUAAGUUGAAUUCCUGUGAGGUAUGACUCAGAUAUAUCUAGUAUAUGGUGAAUGCAGCAUCGUUGGAGUCUCAAAGUCUUACAGAAUAACUGAGAACGAGUUAGGACUGUACUAAGAACACGCUCCAGAAGGCUAAAGUUGGAUUCGUAGACUUUUACGUUCGUGCUGAAGCUCUCAUUCGCAUUGGAAACUAUUUAUAAAUGUUUUGACUUUCCUUUGUCGGUGGGGAUUUAAUGGACUGACUCUGUUAGGACCAAUCAGAAAUGUUAUUUAACAUAAUCAAAAUAUUUUUCGUCUUUAGACAUGUCAUUUGCAUCGUAGAACAAAAACCUCAUGUUUCAUUUGUUGCCAGUUUCGGCAUUUUAAAAUUUCUUAAUGAUGUUUGUAUCUAUAAUGAUGGUUGAAUUUGGUUGUGGUUGCUGCGUAUACGUGGUCAUAUCACCUGGAUACCUGUUUUCAUCGGCUAGGCGAUGGAACAUGAGCGUAGAACAUGAAAUUGCGCUUGUUUUUAUAAAUCACAAUUGACCUUAACACCAAACUGUUUGAUCGGCAGGAAUAAAUUUACGCUGAACAUUGUAGUGGACAUUUGAAUACAAUUGUUAUGGAUAUUUGAAUACAGGCGUUAUAAAGAACAGCAAUUUUCCAUUAAUGGGAUACACGAGGUGAUUUGUUUCAAUUAUAUAAUUUUUAUUCACGAAUUCAAAGGAUCUACAAACAUGUUUUUGUUUUUAUAUAAUUAGAUGUUUAUAUUCAGACAGCCUUUAUAAUUAAUAAUUAGAAAUUAUUUAUAUCAACAGGGCUAUUUUUUACAAAUUACUCUCCCUUUAUCAUUGUUAUGAUUUAAUUUUGUUUAUGCGAUUAAAAAAGUUCAGUAUCAUGCAAGUAUGUUGACAUAAGGUUACAUAUUAAAAUACAUUGCAUGGGAAUUUAUUUCUGAUAAAUAACUUCGUCCAAAUGUUAGCGUAAACUUUAAAUUUGACAUAACCCCUCAGAAAAAAACCUUAAACGUUAAAUCAGAACUGCCUGAAGGCUAACUUAUGUCACCUCUCCUGGAGAUCCAUGGUAAUUGUCGUGAACUCGUGGCAUAGAUCUUUUGGACGUGUGUGAAGUUGCUCUGUUCUGCGAGAACCGUGUUCUUUGGUUAUAUGCAUCGAAGUUUUGCAAUUCAGACAUGCAGAAGUCUUCUAAAAUAUGCACAUACCGCUCCUCUAAAUGUUUUGUUGAUGUCUCUAUUAACAUGAAAAUGAGCUUCAUCUGGAAACAAGACGUCGGUAAACGUUGAAAAGCGCUCAAUCAACAGGUUUACGAAGUCAAGCCUAUGACCAGCAUCCUGAGGCCUCAAUUAUUGCAUCAACUGAAUUUUGUAAGGGUACAGCCCCAAAUAGUCAUACUACUAUUUUCCAACAUUUGAUAAUCCAAAAACGAUUUAAAAUAUGGAAUAUUCCAUUAAAAUCAAACAGUUUUUUGUAUUCAUAAUAAUUUGUAUGCUCUGUAUUUAUGAAACCGUUAUGAACUACAUAAUCGUCUUAGGGCUCAAUCAGACGGUGCGGAUUUGACGUUAAUCCCCACUAUUACGGAACGGAGUAAGCCAAUAAGCACCUUGACGCAUGCGUCUUUGAAUGCUACAUCCAGUACGUGGCCAGAACGUGUAUCAUGAAAGUGCCAAACGUCACAUCGUUUUUAUUUUGAUUUUGAUAAUGGGUGUAGUAUUGAUAUAUUGAAUAAUGAGGGCUAAUAUAUAAAAGUAGCAAUUGCAUUCAGAACUGAUCUAUAAAUAAAUCUUAAAUCUUACUUUUGAAGUAUAUAAUAGGUAACCCACUUUUAUGAGUAAAUAUAUACAAUUUUUGAAAAAUUAAUCUAUAUCAUUUUUUUCUUUCAAUAGUUUUUAACUGUUUUUUAACUAGUUUUCCAAUAUGUAUUAUAUAAUAGGACGAAAUGCAUUAAAAUUAUUCCAAAAAUAAACAAUCACAAUAAAAACAUUUAUCUUGAAUAUAUUUAAUUUGAUUGAAAAAAAAAAAUGAUUAGAAAUUAAAUGACAUUAACUUUUUAUUAUAACUGUGUUUGAUUUUCAUUCAAAUAUUUUCAACUAAAAGUUCAUGACGCACAUUUCGCUGCUCCAUGUGAAUAUACCUGUUAAGGUACUUGGUUAAUCAAACAAAUCACUCGUUCAAUUGCAUGUUAAUAAGCACAAUAAAAGAAACAUCUGUACAAUAAAACAUCUUUCAUAGAACUGGGGCCUGUCCAGUGUAUCCAACUCUCAAUAAUUUAUCUCCCCAAAGCACCAAUCAAAAAUCCCUAAAAUCCCCACAAUUACUAUAGAUUCCCGCUAAAAAAAUUUAAUAAUUAAAAAAUAAAUAAUUAAUUUAUUAUCUCAUUCGACAACAUCUCAUUUCUUUGAAUUCAUUAUUCAUAAAUGAUCGAAAACAAGUAACAAAUAGUUUUCUUCAGAUUCUGAAGUUUAAAAAUCAUACAUAUUGUAAUGUUUUUAUUAUUUAUAUAAUUUUUAUUCGUGCGGUAAAUUAAUAAACACUGUCUCUUACGUUCUUAAUAUAUUUAAAGACUAUACACUACACUUAAUUAACUUAUAACAAUUCACUUAUCACUAACACUUAACUAACUUGAAUAAUUUAUUUAAAAUCUUCGAUUGAUUACUUUCUAUUUCGGUCUGUUCACUAUGACUAUUUAUUAUAAACUGAACUAAAAUGCGCUACACAAACUCCUUAUAUAUCCCAAAAGAAGUCUCAAAACUUCUAGAAAGUAAAGAAGCAAAACAAAUAAAUAAAUAGAAAGAAACAAUGUAAAUAAACCGCCUGUUAUAACAAAAACUUAUAUAAAACAAACAUUAAACGGAUACCGCGACUGAAUCUAGGCAGGACCGGCUUCAGGGCGGAGAUACGUUCGUAACAAUAUUAACAUUGAAUAAUUUCAACAUUUUUGCACAAGAGAUUGUGCGCUCUUCGCUUAACGAUUCAAAUGCGCACAAAUAUAAAUGUAGUACUCUCAAAAGCGUCAAAGUAUUGAUUGGCUGUUUGUUCCGCUAUAAUCGUGACGCACGUUCAUUCCGCAACGUCUGAUUGAGCCCUUAGGGUAAUAAUAACUAUGAAAACAGGGUGGGUAAUUAAUAAUAAAUAACAUUGUACUACGAUUGUUUAUUAUUCGAUCUCUGGUUAAUGUUUUAAAUAAUUUUUAUAAUAUUUAUAUUUUAGUCAUAAGAGAGUGUUGUGUUUGUGUCUCUAUUUGUUAAUUUUAUAAUAUUCGAAGAAACGAAUGUAAAGUUUCAUAUAAUCUAGUUUUUGUUAACUAUUAUAGAGAUGGUUUGAAAGGAAUUAUGAUGCAUCUUUUAUUGAUUUUCAUAUGAAGUGUUUAAAAAUAAUUCUAGUAGGGUAAAGUACCCAAUAAUCAGCAGGGACCCACAACUUUAAACAAAAAUAUGUUUAAGAAGCAGAUUUAUAAGAAAAAUCCAAUGCAAGCUUGACUUCUAUCAAUAGAGAUGUCGCUUCUGCUAUUUUAAUAGAAACCCCGCUCAAAUUUCAUUAGUAUGUCUGAGUAAGUGACAAAGAAAAACUGCGUUUAUUGGAAUGCACCAAUAAUUCUGUGUUGCUUGAGUUUUGAAAACUUCGCUAAUUCUUUCGAACCUCAAUAAUUGGGUACUUUACUCUAUAAUAAAUGAACAAAACCUGAAAGUAGGAUAUAUUUGAUUGUGAUAUAAAAAAUAUUAUAGGCAAUUUUGAAGAAGUUUUCUAAAUUUCGGUACAAUUACCAAAUUACUCCAAAUAAACUUUGGAUUAAUAGGAAUAAAUGAAUUUUUUUGAAAUAUGGAGAAAAGUGAAGUAAUCAUGUAAGAAAAGUAUCAAAUAAUUGAAAUAAAUCUUGUAUUAACCUUAUUAACAUAACCUAACUUUUCACAAGUUAAUAAAUAUCUUCAGCAAGCUCAAGUAGGUGUGAAGGGUGUCCCAAAAUUGACACUCGUAAAUCUAGUUUAAUAUAAAUACCACUGAUUUUAAUAUAAUUUUAACUAAUAUUUUAUUUCACAGUGUAAGCUGCGAAUUUAAGGCUGUAAUGAAGUCUUGACAAUUUUUUGAUGCGAUUAACUUUCAUUUUAGUCAUCUGAUAACCGAAUUAUUUGCAUUGCCAAAUUUUACAGAGAAGUAAUUGUUUGGAACAAAUCAAUAAAGACUAUAAACAGUUA
This is a messenger RNA of Diorhabda carinulata, 6710 nucleotides long. It is a transcript of the gene ReepA, whose product is annotated as receptor expression-enhancing protein 1. The coding region runs from base 552 to 1757 and encodes 401 amino acids. Gene Ontology annotation, cellular component: endoplasmic reticulum tubular network; endoplasmic reticulum membrane; cytoplasmic microtubule. NCBI's taxonomy places the organism in Eukaryota, Metazoa, Arthropoda, Insecta, Coleoptera, Chrysomelidae. The transcript is spliced from 8 exons. Gene Ontology annotation, molecular function: microtubule binding. The record is from RefSeq and is a predicted model, not a curated record. Gene Ontology annotation, biological process: endoplasmic reticulum tubular network organization.